AUGCUCAUCCUGGGGCGCUGCCACCUGUUGGCCAUCAUGGCUGUUCUCACUCAGUGUGACUUUGAGGAUGACUCCAGGCCUCUCUGCGACUGGUCCCAAGUAUCUGCAGAUGACGGGGACUGGACUCGGGCCAGUGGGCCCUCCCCAGCUGGCAUCAUUGGGCCCUCCGGAGGGUACCCUAACGGAGACGGCUACUACCUGCACAUGAACUCCAACAACUUCCGCCAAGGCGGGGUGGCCCGCCUGCGCAGCCCAGACCUAUGGGAGCAAGGGCCGCUCUGUGUGCACUUCGCCUAUCACAUGUUCGGGCUGUCGUGGGGGGCGCAGCUGCGGUUGCUGCUGCUCAGCGGCACGCAGGGCAAGCGCCCCAGUGUGCUCUGGAAGCACGACAACACAGAGAGCCCCUCCUGGAUGCCCACCACCGUCACCAUGCCAGCAGAGCUCGCCCUGCCCAGCCGGCUCAUGUUCGAGGCCACCCGGGGCAGCACCACUUACCUAGACAUCGCUCUGGACGCCCUCUCCAUCAAGCGGGGCACCUGUAAUCACAUCUGCAUGAUGCAAAUGUGCAACUUCGACACACUCAAUGAUCUCUGUGGCUGGAGCUGGGUGCCUUCGAUCUCUGGGGCCAAAUGGACCCAGAAGACAGGGAACUCGGGGGUGCCAGGUGUGGGGCCUCAGGACGACUACUCCAGCCCAGGCAAUGGCUUCUAUAUGCUGCUGGACCCCAAGAAUGCAAAGCCGGGGCAGAACUCCGUCCUCCUGAGUCCCCCGAGCCAGUCGGCUGGCUGCCUCACCCUAUCCUUUCACUACGUCCUCUGGGGCCAGUCGCCAGGCGUCGGGCUCGUCGUCCAGGCCUCAGUCAUGGGACGCAUCCGGAAACACACUCUGUUCACAGGCCAACCUGACCCCAGCUGGCAGUUCGUGUCUGUCAAUUAUACAGGCCCUGGACAGAUACAGUUCACCAUGGUGGGCCUGUUUGGAGAUGUCCCUGAGCCAGCUGUGGCGGUGGAUGCUGUCAGCAUUGCUCCCUGUGGGGAGAGCUUUCCCCAGUGUAACUUCGAGGAUGAGGCCCACCCCUUCUGCGACUGGCUGCAAUCAUCCGAGGACAGUGGGCACUGGACCUGGGCAAGCAAAGAUCUGCUCAUCCAAGACAAAAACUUCAUGAGAGACUCUCCUUACAUAGGGCACCACUACAUCUACAUGGAGGCUGACUCCUCCUCCCGGCCUGGGCAGUCUGUGCAGCUGGUGAGCCGGCCCUUCUGUGCACCGGGUGACGUCUGUGUGGAGUUCAAUUACCACAUGUACGGCCUGGGCGAGGGCACUGCUCUCCAGCUCCUGUUAGGGAGUCCUGCAGGCAGCACUCCAGUUUCUCUCUGGAACCGCGUGGGGUCACAGAGCCCUGACUGGCACAACGCCUCUGUCACCAUCCCUUCGGGACAUCAGCAGCCCAUGCAGCUGGUUUUUGAGGCCAUCAGGGGAACUAACACAGCCUUUGUCGUGGCUAUGAGUUCCAUCUGGAUCAACCACGGGACCUGCCGAGGUAAGAUGGAGCCUGAGAUCUCAGGAAGGGUCACCAAACCCACAGAACCACCUACGGUUCCUACAGAACGUCUCACUGUCCGCACAGAACAACCUACCACCCCCACAGAACCGCCCACGGUCCCCACAGAACCACACACGGUCCCCACAGAACUGCCCACUGUCCCCACAGAACUGUCCACGGUCCCCACAGAACCACCCACUGUCCCCACAGAACCACCCACGGUCCCCACAGAACCGCCCACUGUCCCCACAGAACCACCCACGGUCCCCACAGAACCACCCACGGUCCCCACAGAACAACCCACUGUCCCCACAGAACAACCCACUGUCCCCACAGAACCGCCCACUGUCCCCACAGAACCGCCCACUGUCCCCACAGAACAACCCACUGUCGCCACAGAACAACCCACUGUCCCCACAGAACCGCCCACUGUCCCCACAGAACCGCCCACUGUCCCCACAGAACCACCCACUGUUGCCACAGAACCGCCCACGGUCCCCACAGAACCGCCCACUGUCCCCACAGAACCGCCCACAGUCCCCACAGAACCGCCCACUGUCCCCACAGAACCGCCCACGGUCCACACAGAACCGCCUACUGUCCCCACAGAACCGCCCACGGUCCCCACAGAACCGCCCACGGUCCCCACAGAACAACCCACUGUCGCCACAGAACCGCCCACUGUCCCCACAGAACCACCCACUGUCGCCACAGAACCACCCACGGUCCCCACAGAACCACCCACUGUCGCCACAGAACCACCCACAGUCCCCACAGAACCGCCCACUGUUCCCACAGAACCGUCCACUGUCCCCACAGAACAACCCACUGUCCUCACAGAACCGCCCACGGUCCCCACAGAACCACCUACUGUCCCCACAGAACCGCCCACGGUCCCCACAGAACCACCCACGGUCCCCACAGAACCGCCCACUGUCCCCACAGAACCACCCACUGUCCCCACAGAACCGCCCACGAUCCCCACAGAACCGCCCACGGUCCCCACAGAACCACCCACUGUCCCCACAGAACCGCCCACGGUCCCCACAGAACCACCCACUGUCCCCACAGAACCGCCCACGGUCCCCACAGAACAACCCACUGUCCCCACAGAACCGCCCACUGUCCCCACAGAACCACCCACGAUCCUCACAGAACCACCCACUGUCCCCACAGAACUGUCCACUGUCCCCACAGAACAACCCACUGUCGCCACAGAACUGUCCACUGUCCCCACAGAACCACCCACUGUCGCCACAGAACCGCCCACGAUCCCCACAGAACCGCCCACUCUGAGGAAGUGGGGGAGGCCUGAUGGAGGCAAUGUUCUCUCCUCAGUGAGUUGCCCCCUCAAUACCCACUACGAGUCCUGCGCCUGCCUUGCGUCCUGCGAGCAUCCCCAGCCCAGCUGCCAGUCGCCCUGCCAGCCGGGCUGCGUCUGCGACCCCGGCCUCGUGUUUAGCCGCAACAGUUGCAUCAAUGCCUCUUCUUGCCAGUGUGUGUACAACAACAAUGAAUACAAGCCUGGGGCAGAGUGGUUCAGCCCCAAUUGCACGGAGCAUUGCCGCUGCUGGCCUGGCAGCCGUGUUGAAUGCCAGGUCUCUCAGUGCAAGACGCAUACCAAGUGUCAGCUGAAGGAUGGCCAGUACGGAUGCUACCCCUAUGGUACGGCCACCUGUUUUGUCUAUGGAGACCCCCACUAUGUCACUUUUGAUGGGAGGCCCUUCGGCUUCAUGGGUACAUGCACUUACAUCUUGGCCCAACCCUGCAACAACUCAACAGAUGCCUUCUUCCGAGUAACAGCAAAGAAUGAGGAACGUGGACAGGAGGGCAUGUCCUGCCUGAGCAGGGUUGACGUGACCCUGCCAGAGACCACCAUCACCUUGCUUAAGGGCAGACACACGCUGGUGGGGGGCCAGCGGGUCACUCUCCCAGCCAUGCCCUCCAGUGGUGUCUUCCUGGGUCCGAGUGGACGGUUUGUGGAGCUGCAGACAGCUUUUGGUUUGCGGCUCAGAUGGGAUGGCGACCGCGAGCUCUUUGUGACCGUGUCCAGCACCUACUUCCAGAAACUGUGCGGCUUGUGUGGAAACUAUGAUGGCAGUGACAGCAACGACAACCUGAAGCCAGACGGGCAAGCAGCCCGCAGUGAGGAGGAGCUGGGCAGCAGCUGGCAGACAGCCCUGGAAGGGGACAAGGAGCAGGUCUCUUCCAGGUGUCAGAAGAACCAGGCAAAGCCCCCGUUCUGUGACAAUGCCCUGGAGACCAAGAUGUUAGGACCGCAGUUCUGUGGCCAACUUGUCGACUCCCGCGGAUUGUUUGAGAUGUGCCUGCUUCACCUGAAGGCCCCGUUCUUCUUUGGCAACUGCGUGUUCGACCUGUGCAACUUCCAGGGCCUGCAGCUGAUGCUGUGUGCCCACCUGUCAACUCUGACCGCCACCUGCCAGGAUGCCGGCUAUGCUGUGAAGCCCUGGAGGAAGCCCCAGUUCUGCCCACUGGCCUGCCCACCCAACAGCAGAUACUCCCUUUGUACCACACCAUGCCCCAAAACCUGCCACUCGGGGUACACAGGCAUGUCCUGCCCAAAGCGCUGCGUGGAAGGCUGCGAAUGCAACCCUGGCUUCAUCCUCAGUGGCUUGGAGUGCGUGCCCCAGUCCCAGUGUGGGUGUCUUGACCCCUCCAUGGGGUACUUCAAGGUGAGGGAGCAGUGGUACAAGUCCAACUGCACGCAGCUUUGCAUCUGUGAGAACAACAACAAGUUCCACUGCCAGCCCUGGAAGUGCGGGGCCCAGGAGGAGUGCGGCCUGCGGAACGGCAUCUAUGGCUGUCAUGCACAAAGAACCUCCACCUGCACUGUCUCAGGCGACCCGCACUACCUGACCUUUGAUGGAGCUUUGCACCACUUUAUGGGCACCUGCAACUAUGUGCUGGCUCAGCCCUGCAGGCACAAGCCUCGGGAAAUUGCCUUCGUCGUGAGCGCCACCAACGAGAACCGCGGCGGCAACAUGGAGGUCUCCUACGUCAGGGCCGUCCAUUUGCGGGUCUUUGACCUCAAAAUCUCACUGGUCAAAGGCCGCAAGGUUAUGCUGAAUGGCCGUCAGGUGGCCCUGCCCGUGUGGCCCUCUCGGGGCCAGGUGAUCAUCAGACCUAGUGGCAACUUCAUCCUCCUCUACACCAACUUUGGCCUUCAGAUCCGCUAUGAUGGGAACCACCUGGUACAGGUGACUGUGCCCUCCUCCUAUGCCGGCCGCCUCUGUGGGCUGUGUGGCAACUACAACAACAACAGCUUGGAUGACAACUUGCGCCCAAACCAGAGGCCUGCCAGCAACUCACUGCAGCUGGGGGCUGCCUGGAAGCUGGAGGAGGGCUCUGAACCUGGCUGCUUCAUCGCGGGCGGCAAGCCCUCCAGCUGCAAGGGGACCAACAUGGGUGACAUGUGGAACAAGAAUUGUGAGGUCCUCAGGAACCCUGUAGGGCCCUUCUCUCAGUGCCACUCAGUGGUGCCCCCAAAGGCCAGCUUCAUCAGCUGCGUGCAUGGCCAGUGUGGCACCAAGGGCGACGGCCUGACCCUGUGUCGCUCCCUGCAGGCCUAUGCGGCCCUAUGUGCCCAGGCCGGCCAGCCCCUUGGCUGGAGGAACAGCACGUUCUGCCCUCUGAAGUGUCCGCCCAACAGCAACUACAACCCCUGCAGCACCCCCUGCCCAGCCACCUGCCUCAGUUUGAAUGUCCCCAAGGACUGCCCUGUCACACUGACCUGUACUGAGGGCUGCGAAUGCCAGAAAGGCUACGUUUUGAGUGGAACCUCCUGUGUGCUUCUCAGAGAAUGUGGCUGCAUGGACACGGAUGGCUCCUACCACUCGGUCGGGGAGAGCUGGUACACAGACAACACUUGCACCAAGCUGUGCACCUGCUCCCUCCUUAACAACAUCACCUGCCAGCCAACCACCUGCAAAGCUGGCGAGCAGUGCUGGCCGGUGGAUGGGCUCCUGCGUUGCCGGGCUUCUGGCAUGGGUGUAUGCCGGAUCACAGAGCCAUCCCAGUACAUCGGCUUUGAUGGCAUCAGCCACCCGCUUCAGGGUACCUGUACCUAUGUCAUGGCCCAAGUGUGUCACCCCAACAUGGACCUGCCAUUCUUCAAGGUCAGCGCCAAGAAUGAGAAGUUGGAAGGCAGGUCCAACACUGUCUACCUUCGCCAGGUUUACAUAGAUGUCUCCAGUUCCCUGAUCACCCUGCAGAAGGGCAACAGUGUGUUGGUAAGCAGGAUCAACGGCAACCAGGUCAGCCUGCCUGUCACCAACCAGAUUCCGGGGGUCAGCAUCACCUCGAGCAGCACCCACACCAUGGUCAGCCUGAAGAUCGGAGCCCAGAUCAAGUUUGACGGCCGCCGCAACUUAGAGAUCAUAAUCCCCGCAGCCUACUAUGAAAAGAUGUGCGGCAUCUGCGGAAACUACAAUGGGGAGCCGGAGGACGAACUGCUGAUGUCCAGUGACGAGCUAGCUGACAACGACCUCGAAUUUGUGAAGAGUUGGAAAGAUAACGACAUUGACCGAGAUUGCCAGAAGAUCCAAGAAGAGGAGAGGAAGCCCCCAGUGGUACAGCAGGCGAGCGAGUCCAGGCAGCAGGGCAAGUGCGGGCCAGCCGACUUCCAGAAGGCGAAGGAGCGAUGCCAGGCAGCCCUGCAUGGCCCUGGCUGGGCAGAGUGUGCCACCCGUGUGGACCCCAAGCCCCUGGUGCUGGGCUGCAGCAACAACCUCUGCCAGCUGGGUGGCCUCCUCCGUCCUCUCUGCGAGGCCCUGAAAGCCUUUGGGACCAUGUGCCAGAACAAGGGGCUCAAGCCCCCACUCUGGAGGAACAGCACCUUCUGCCGUGAGUGUCCCCCUGAUGCUCUGGAAUGUUCCGCCUACAGCACCUACACCAACUGUCUUCCCACCUGCUCACCUUCCUGCUGGGACCUGGAUGGCCGCUGUGAGGAGGGCGCCCAAGUCCCUUCCACCUGUGCCGAGGGUUGCAUUUGCAAGCCUGGCUAUGUGCUGAGUGAGGACAAAUGUGUGCCCAGGAGUCAGUGCAGCUGCAAGGACACCGAGGGCGGCUUCAUCCCUCCGGGCAAGAGCUGGAUGUCAAAGAACUGCAACCGGAAGUGUACCUGCAAUGGUGGCGUCAUUCAAUGUCACGCCUUCCACUGCCCUGCAAGGUCCCAUUGCCAGCUCAAUUCCAACAGCGACAGCUACUGUGCACCUGACAAGUCAGAUCAAUGCACAAUCUUUGGGGACCCACAUUACCGCACUUUCGACGGCGCAAACUACAUCUUCCAGGGCCGUAUGACCUACGCUCUGGUGAAGACGGUGGACACGCUUCCUGACGGGGUGGAGCCCCUGCUCGUGGAGGGGCGCAACAAGGUGUUUGUGCCCCACACCAAGAUCUUCGUACGAGAGAUCACCACCUUUGUCUAUGGCUAUAAAGUCCAGCUCCGGGAUGAUCUGCUGCUUGUGGUGAAUAACCAGAAGAUGGCAGUCCCCUACCGGCCCGAGGAGCGGCUGCGGGUCACCCUGAGGGGCCAGCGGCUCUAUCUGAUCACUGACUUUGAUGUGGUGAUCAGCCUCAAUGACAAGAACAACGCAGUGAUCACCCUACCCAGCAUGUACCAGGGGCUGGUGCGCGGCCUGUGUGGGACCUAUGACCAGAACCGCAAGAAUGAGUACAUGUUGCCCAGCGGCGCCCUCACCACCGACAUCAAUGUAUUCGGCAACAGCUGGGAGUUGAAACUGGAUGACUCGCAGCCCCUCUUCCGCUCCCCCAGAGCCCUGCGAGAGGAUGCCCAGGGAGAAGAGAAAGAGCCAAGCUCUCCUGAGCCAGAAUGCAGCCAGGAGCAGCUGACGCUCGCCAACAACACCCAGAACUGUGGGGUGCUGAUAGACUCCCAGGGCCCUUUUGCUGCAUGUCACCAGACCGUGGACCCCAAGCCCUUCCACAAGCACUGCUUGUUGGAUCUGUGUGUCACCCAGGACCAAAAAGUGCAUGAGGAACUGCGCUGCCGGAUCCUGGGCGGCUACGGCAUUCUCUGCCAGGAGAUGGGCAUCGCCCUGGCCAGCUGGCGUGACCACACUCACUGCGCCAUGGUGUGUCCAGCCAACACCGUGUACCAGAGCUGCAUGACACCUUGCCCUGCGUCCUGUGCCAAGCUGUUGGGCCCCCAGGACUGCGAGGGCCCCUGCGUGGAGGGCUGCGCCAGCCUCCCUGGCUACGCCUUCAGUGGAGCCCACAGCCUCUCCUUGGCUGACUGCGGCUGCACCAGCAACGGUGUCUACUACCAGCUGGGCCACAGCUUCGUGACUGCCGACUGCUCUCAGCGCUGUACCUGUGCCAGCUCGGGGGUGCUGCUGUGUGAGCCUUUCAGCUGCAGACCUGGGGAGAUCUGCACCCUGGGCAACCUCACCCGGGGCUGCUUCCAGGAAAGCCCAUGCCUGCAGAACCCAUGUUGGAACGAUGGGCGGUGUCGAGAGCAGGGGGCCAGCUUCACCUGUGACUGUGAGCCGGGCUACGGAGGGAACCUCUGCACGGAGCCCCGGGAAAUCGUGCCCCGUGCCAGGCCAGACUUGUCCAACUUGGUGGCCGUCAUGCUGGGGCUGCUGGCAUCCCUGGCAGUCCUCGGGCUGGUGGCGAUCAGAAAAUGCGUCUCCAAAAAGAAGCGGCGGUUGAGGGAGAAGACAAAGAGCUCAAGCCGAGACUGGCUCCUAGGCACAGGGGAUCACCAUUCCCGGCGAUCGGUGCGCUGGCAGCCAAGAGCCCGGCCCACCUCUGACCCAGGUGUCUUCAAAACUACCCAGUUCUGA
This is a messenger RNA of Ochotona curzoniae (black-lipped pika), 8370 nucleotides long. It is a transcript of the gene ZAN, whose product is annotated as zonadhesin. Gene Ontology annotation, molecular function: protein binding. The transcript has 45 exons. The record is from RefSeq and is a predicted model, not a curated record. Gene Ontology annotation, cellular component: membrane. NCBI's taxonomy places the organism in Eukaryota, Metazoa, Chordata, Mammalia, Lagomorpha, Ochotonidae. Bases 1 to 8370 code for a protein of 2789 amino acids.